AUGCCUUCUGCUGGCCCAGAGGAGCUGGAUACCCAUUUUGAUACCUCCGUCGCUAUGACCCCCGAUCUUUCCCUCUCCAUGCCUCAACGGCCUAGAGCCGCAACUACAACUCUGCCUGCCAUGUCCCAAUCACCCACCAUCCGACAGUCUUUACAGGGCCCCAGCUCUAUUUAUGGGGGAAGUCCACCUCUAGCAUCCAGCGAGCAUGAAGUCUCCAGGUCGGCUCAGGAACCGCUCCGACAUCCUAAGCCGCUGACUCCCUCAGAUCUUCAUCUUGUAUUAGAGAAAGAGCAAGAGGCGAUGGUAAAUCGACUGACACGCGAGCUCUCCCUCCUCCGCCAACAGACUGCAUCCGUGGCAUCCACAGCAUCCUCUACCUCCACUCUAAACGAGUCAACCGAAGCUAUGCGUGGCUCCUCCCCAUCUUUGAGCAGCUCGACACACUCUCAUUCAUCCCGUCGACAGCGCUCGUCAUCCAGUCUGGGCUCCCAUACACCCUCGGUUCAAGGCAGCCAGGCAAGUGUUACAGGAAUCGCUCCAUCCCGAACAGCCGAACACCAACGAUCCACACGAAGCCGUGAACCAUCCCUCUCUCAUCGCCGCCCAUCCAUCGGGUCACUCAGCUCAUACACACAGCAUCCUCACCCAGAACAUGUCUCUCAUUACGCAAGUCCCUCUAUAUACCCCCAUCGGAACUCGGUCUCCCAGACCCACUUAGGCCUGUCAAGUAGCUCUCUCGCUAGAUGCGAGGAGAUCGCAUUGCACAGGUCAGAGCUAGAAACGGCCAAGCGGGAGAAUGAGCAACUGCGGCGGAGGGUUAGGGAGCUGGAACAAGUUUUGAAGAAGCAGAAGAAUGAGUCUGUCGACUGCUAG
Molecule: messenger RNA, 873 nt
Organism: Penicillium verhagenii
Lineage: Eukaryota; Fungi; Ascomycota; Eurotiomycetes; Eurotiales; Aspergillaceae
Exons: 3
Coding region: 1-873 (290 amino acids)
Source: RefSeq, a predicted model, not a curated record